Ceraceosorus guamensis is the source of this 1020-nucleotide messenger RNA. RefSeq names its product myo inositol monophosphatase. Gene Ontology annotation, molecular function: inositol monophosphate 1-phosphatase activity. The record is from RefSeq and is a predicted model, not a curated record. Lineage: Eukaryota; Fungi; Basidiomycota; Exobasidiomycetes; Ceraceosorales; Ceraceosoraceae. The coding region runs from base 1 to 1020 and encodes 339 amino acids. The transcript is spliced from 10 exons. Gene Ontology annotation, biological process: phosphatidylinositol phosphate biosynthetic process; signal transduction; inositol metabolic process.
AUGGCUGCACGUAGCAAUGCAGACUUCGAUGGGCAAGAGGUGCUCGCAUUCGCCAUCGAAUUGGCCAAGAAGGCCGGAAAUGCGAUUCUGCAAGGUUCUCAGAACCGCAAGGCCAAGGCCGAGGCAGACUGGGAAUCUCUGACAAAGAAGAAUACGGCUGAUUUGGUGACGGAGACGGACCAGGCGGUGGAGAAAUUGGUCAAGGAGACGAUUGCAGCCAAGUAUCCCACACACAAAUUCAUUGGCGAGGAGUCUUGGGCUGCGGGCGAGGAGGCAAAGCUGGACGAUGCACCUACCUGGAUCGUCGACCCCAUCGAUGGGACGACGAACUUUGUGACUGGCUUUCCCUUUUGUGCCAUCUCCAUCGGAGUGGCCUACAAGCAGCGUCCCGUCAUUGGUGUAGUGUACAACCCUUUUUUGCGACGACUGUACAGCGCAUGGAAGGGCAACGGUGCCUACUUGGAAUACCUCGAUGAGAAGGGCGCCCAAAUAGGACAGCCCUCCAAGCUGCCUCUCAAUCCCAUCUUUCCUUUGUCUUCGCUGCGCCAUGCCGUCGUGGCAGUCGAGUGGGGCUCGGACAGAACGAAAGAGACGAUUGAGAAGAAGACGCUCAGCUUUGCAAGGCUCUGCGGUAAUCCGGAGGAAGGCGUGCAGGGUGGCCAAUUUGUGAGGGGCGUCAGGAGUAUUGGAAGCGCUGCGCUGAGCUGUUGUGCUGUUGCCGAGGGUGCUUUGGAUCUUUGGCAAGAAGUCGGAUGUUGGGCUUGGGACGUAUGCGCGGGCGCCGUCAUUGUGCAAGAGGCAGGCGGAGCAGUCGUAGGCUCCAAACAAGCUUUCCUUUCGGGUGCUUCCAAAUUCAAUGAUGUGACGCCUGAGGUUCUGCAGGGACGAAAGUACGUCGUGAUCAGAGCCAUUGCGGAUUCGGAGGGCGAAAAGGGAAUCGAUGCCCAAAAACGAAUCAUCAAAGACUUUUACGGAGCGUUGGAGGACUGGGAAGCCAAAUCCGUCGGACCUUCUAGGUGA